Messenger RNA from Fukomys damarensis (Damara mole-rat), 8540 nucleotides. It is a transcript of the gene Tmem63c, whose product is annotated as transmembrane protein 63C. The record is from RefSeq and is a predicted model, not a curated record. Bases 1009 to 3423 code for a protein of 804 amino acids. NCBI's taxonomy places the organism in Eukaryota, Metazoa, Chordata, Mammalia, Rodentia, Bathyergidae. Gene Ontology annotation, molecular function: calcium-activated cation channel activity. Gene Ontology annotation, cellular component: plasma membrane. The transcript is spliced from 26 exons.
GGCAGCUGCCCCCACCCCGUCCGCCCCGCCAUCCCUCCCUCCGCUCCUGGGGGCGGUGCUCUGGCCACCGGCUCAGCUUUGUGGACUUGCCCCCCCACCCUCUCCCCGCCUGUCGGCUCCCCUCUCGAGGGUUGAGGCGCCCUGCCUGACUUCAGCCGCAGGUUCCAACCGGCCGAUCGGGAUUCAGUCCUGAUCCAGCCAUCACCCUGUCCUUCCCUCCUCCUUUCUGGCUGUGACCAGUAACCUUCCCUGCUGCCGGCUUGGACCAAAGGAAGCCUGGGCUUUGCUGGCUCAGUUUACCACGGAACACCCGUGAAGACCAACGUCAUCUCCUCUGAAGGGCUGUGUACCCCCGGGCUGAGAAACUGGACGAAGCCUGUCUGCUGGGCUUGGAUGUGCAACGUUCACUUGUGCUCCCAGAUUCCAGUGUCCUCCUCGGUAGAAUAGAGACGUGGGGAUUAAAUGGUAAUAGACAUAAAGCUCUUAAACAGAGCCUGCCUGGGGUAAGCCCGAUUUGGGUCUUAGAUCCCAAUUACUGUAUUGACACCACCUAUCAGGCCUUCCUAUGUACCAGGCAUGGUGCUAAGCUUCUGGUGUCCAAUCACUUCAUCAAACCCAUUAGCACGAUCUGAGAAGCUGGACCAGCCUCAUUCGAGGGAUGAAAAGGUUGGACUCAGAAAGUCAGUCAGCUGUCCAAGGUCACACAGCAGGGUAUCACAAACCCUACCCAGGGUCUCCGUGCUGUGCUGAGCAGUUGGGACGAUGGUGCCUCGGCGCAAGAAUCUCAUCUGAAGCUUUGUUCCAGAGCCUUGGAGGAGCCACUUCGUGGUCACUACUGGGAGGCUUGGAGAGCCUCCCCCUGGAGACCGAUCAAGAGAAGGAAGGCCAGGAACAGCCAGUCGGCCAAACCCCCAGCUUCACCUGCUGCUCCAGCAGUCCUGUAGCUGAGUGGAGCCUCCAAUCCUGACUUGGCCUUCCCUGGAAAUCUGAUUCAGGGAGGCUCCCAGAAUGUCUGACGCACUGGAGAGGCUGAGCCCAGACUCAAAGAUACUCAACAUGACGGUGGACGAGUGCUUCCAGUCCCGCAACACCGUCCUCCAGGGCCAGCCCUUCGGGGGCAUCCCCACCGUGCUGUUCCUCAACGUGGUCUUGUGGGUGUUCGUCCUUUUGCUUUACUCCUUCCUCCGGAAAGCCGCAUGGGACUAUGGGCGCCUGGCCCUGCUGAUCCACAAUGACAGCUUGACCUCACUGAUCUAUGGGGAGCAGAGUGAGAAGUCGUCUCCCUCGGAGAUUUCCCUGGAGAUGGAACGCAGGGACAAGGGCUUCUGUUCCUGGUUCUUCAACAGCCUAACCAUGAAGGACCAGGACCUGAUCAGCAAGUGCGGGGAUGAUGCACGCAUCUACAUCACGUUCCAGUAUCACUUCAUCAUCUACGUACUGAUCCUCUGCGUCCCCUCCCUGGGCAUCAUUUUGCCCAUCAACUACACCGGAACUGUUCUGGACAGGAACAGCCACUUUGGUCGGACCACCAUCGUCAAUGUCUCCACAGAGAGUAAGCUCCUUUGGGUGCACAGCCUCUUCGCGUUCCUGUACUUCCUCACCAACUUCGCCCUCAUGGCCCAUCACUGCCUGGGGUUUGUGCCCAAAAAGAGCCAAAAGGUCACAAGGACAUUAAUGAUCACCUAUGUGCCCACGGACAUCCAGGACCCGGAGAUGGUCAUCAAGCACUUCCACGAGGCCUAUCCAGGGUGCAUCGUGACCAGAGUCCACUUCUGCUAUGAUGUCAGGAACCUGAUCGACUUGGAUGAUCAGAGGCGCCAUGCCAUGCGGGGCCGGCUCUACUACACGGCCAAGGCCAAGAAGACUGGGAAAGUGAUGAUCAGGAUCCACCCCUGUGCCCGCCUGUGCUUCUGCAAGUGCUGGACCUGUUUCAAGGAGGUAGAUGCAGAGCAGUAUUACAGUGAGCUGGAGGAGCAGCUGACUGAUGAGUUCAAUGCCGAGCUCAACCGUGUGCGGCUGAAGCGUCUCGACCUGAUCUUUGUCACCUUCCAGGACACCAGGAUGGCGCAGCGCGUCCAGGAGGAUUACAAGUACAUCCAUUGUGGUGUGCACCCCCAGCAGUCCUCAGUGACCACCAUCGUCAAAUCCCACUACUGGAGGGUUGCUCAGGCCCCACACCCAAAAGACAUCAUCUGGAAACACCUGUCCAUCCGCCGCUUCAGUUGGUGGGCCCGCUUUAUUGCGAUCAACACCUUCCUCUUCUUCCUGUUCUUCUUUCUCACCACGCCUGCCAUCAUCAUCAACACCAUCGACAUGUACAACGUCACCCGCCCCAUCGAGAAACUGCAGAGCCCAGUCGUGACCCAGUUCUUCCCCUCCCUGUUGCUCUGGGCCUUCACAGUGAUAAUGCCUCUGAUGGUCUACUUCUCUGCCUUCCUGGAGGCCCACUGGACCAGAUCCAGUCAGAAUCUGAUCAUAGUGCACAAGUGCUACAUCUUUCUUGUGUUCAUGGUGGUCAUUCUGCCCUCCAUGGGACUGACCAGUUUGGACGUCUUUUUACGCUGGCUCUUUGACAUCUACUAUCUGGAGCAGGCGACCAUCAGGUUCCAGUGUGUGUUCCUGCCGGACAACGGCGCCUUCUUUGUCAACUACGUGAUCACCGCAGCUUUGAUCGGCACCGGCAUGGAGCUCAUGCGCCUGGGCUCGCUCUUCAUGUACAGCACCCGCCUCUUCUUUUCCCAGUCUGAGCCUGAGAGAGUCCACAUCCGGAAGAACCAGGCCAUAGAAUUCCAGUAUGGACGCGAGUACGCGUGGAUGAUGAAUGUCUUCACCGUGGUGAUGGCGUACAGCAUCACUUGCCCGAUCAUCGUCCCUUUUGGACUGCUCUACCUGUGCAUGAAGCACCUCACAGACCGCUACAACAUGUACUACUCCUAUGCGCCCACCAAACUGAACGAGCAGAUCCACAUGGCUGCGGUCUCCCAGGCCAUCUUUGCACCUCUCUUGGGUCUAUUCUGGAUGCUCUUCUUUUCCAUCCUUCGAGCAGGUUACCUCCACAGCAUCACCUUAUUCUCACUGUCUACCCUCGUAGCGUCCAUGAUAAUCACCUUUUUUGGCAUUUUUCUGGGGAAGCUGAGGACAUCCUCUGACUAUGAGCCGGAGGAGGAGACCCAGACGGUGUUCGACAUGGAGCCCAGCAGCACGUCCUCCACCCCCACCUCCCUCCUGUAUGUGGCCACCGUGCUGCAAGAGCCAGAGCUGAACCUGACCCCAGCCUCCUCUCCAGCCCGGCACACUUAUGGUACCAUGAACAGCCAGCCGGAAGAAGAAGAGGAGAGCACUUUGAGAGGCUUUGCAAGGGAGCUGGACUCGGCCCAGUUCCAGGAAGGGCUGGAAUUGGAGGGCCAGAGCCAGUACCACUGACCAGGACUCCAGGCAGGGGGAGGGGAGAGCCCGGCAAGGGGAGGUUAAAGGGCGGCCUGGGCCUCCCUGCUCCCUCCUGCAGACUUUGGGAAGCUCCCAACGGAGACAUCUGCUGCUCAGCCGUAGCCUCGUGGAGACCCAGCCUGCUGACCAGCUAGGAUGGAAGUGCCUAGCGGUGCCAAGGAACCCCGGGAUGGCAUGGAGACAGCAGACACCGUGUCUUGGUAAGGUGGCUGAAGCCCAAGACACAGAGACUGUGCGGGGUCAAGAUGGAGAAGGUGUGCAUAAGGAAGGAGGCAGGAGGAACCUCAUGGAACGCUUUUGGGGUCUCCAUCACCCUCUCUUCAGCCCUUUGAGCUGCUGCUACUCCGGUCCCCAGGGUUCCUUGCGGUCUGAGAGGCAAAGGUACGUGCUCUGGGCCUCAUUAACAAGUCACAGGUGACUGUCUCGAACCCAAGUUUUCCUGCAGGAAAACUGUAGAGGAGUCUCGCACCCUAGCCUCCAGGCAAGGGACAGCUAAGAAGUAACUGAGCCCCUGCCUCUGCCCUCACCUUAUGUCCCCAAGCGCAGCAAGGCAGAGGCCCUUCUCUCUCCUUAUAAGGGUGGCCAGGACCCAGACACUUGGGCUCAUUAACCCAGACCUGAGUUGUAGUGCAGGAACCAUGGCAAGUUCUUGCUGGUUGCUCAAGGUGGGACCUUGACAGAGGCAGCACUCAGGGUGGGGGGCCUCGCCCCAGAAGUCUGGUGGUGGGAAACCAGAUACACCUCCCAAGCCCCAUGGCUGAUGAAAAGAUCCCAAAGCUAAGGAGGGGGCCAUUAAGCUUCCCUUCACUCCCUGUCUGAGUGCUGGGCCUCAGCUCGGCCAGGGUAGGCAGUGGCUACGGGUAAGAAAACCCCGGCUUUGGACUGAAGUCUCUGACAGACCAUUCUCCUCCACCCAAGUAAGAACUUUCCUUGCCUCUCUAUAUCCUCACUAAGGGUCACCUAAGAGGCCUCCAGAGGUCCCUGCCUUCCCACAGUGACGUCAACCCAGUCCUGCUGGGAGUGCGGUGACCGGUGUGUUCCCUAGGGAGAAACUCUUCCUAGUGGGGCUGCCCUGGGAAGGCAGCCUCCACCUAAGGUCCGGAGAGGCUGAAUCUUGAACAGUACAGCUGAUUCUCAGCAGUGUGGCCAGGCAACCCCCACCACUGCCUCUUGGGAUAGGCUGCUGUCAGGACCCAGUGCAGCCUACCUAUGGAGAAAGCAAGUUGCAUGGAGUCUUCAAGCUCCUGAGCCUGCUGGAGCUGCAUCUCAGAGGUCUGGGUCACUCCCAGCCAUUGACUUGUGGCAGGUGGCUAGUGCCCCUCACUCAGAGUCUGCACCAUGUCCCAGGAACAGGUGGCUCUCAGGGCAGGCUACCUAGGCCCUGCCCUACUCCACCUUUGUCCACAUCCCAGCCCCAGCAGCUCCAUGCUGCACUCCAGCUGAGUAGUUGCUCAAAGGGCAUUUGGUGCCGUGCCCUCGGGGAUGGCUCAAACUUUGCCACAGGAAUUUUCCCAGAAAACUUGGAUCAAUUGGGAAGAAGCCUGGCUUCCAUUCCUGACCCAGCUUGGAAUAAGAGGGAAAUUACAUCCAGCCAAGCCCUUACACACCGGUUUCCAAGGGUCCUCUCCCCAUGGGAAUUAAGCAACAGAGGCAAGGGACCCUUUUGUAGCUCAAUGACUAGCCCAGCUCUGACCAAAGUGGGAAUGAAGGAGGCCAUGCCCAACACUGCAGGGUAAAUUUGGUAUGUAGGGGUUUGGCGGUGCUGCCAAAGGCUGGCCUGGGGCCUCUCCUUCCCUGAGCGCCACUCGCUGGCACCUGUCCCCAGUCCUGCUUAUUCCAUACCCUGCCCCCCAGAAGCCUGUGGUAGCUACAUAUGGAAAGGGUCCCACAGGCAACAUGGCAGGAUGGCUUGGUGCCUUUUCUCUGGGGCUGGGCCAAGCGUAGCCGGUUCUAGUGUGAAUAUUUGGGAAAGUGCCAGUCUCCACCUGCUUCUCUCCUCUUCCUGGAGGCCUAGGCUCACGGGCAAGGCCCUGCACAGCCAGCUGUACCUCAGUAUCCCCUGGUCACUGGGGAUGUGGGGGUCGUACUUUAGCUCCCCACAUUCACCCACAUCCAGGCCCUCCCAGGGCACCUCCCCACCUGCCUGUUCCCCUAGUUUACUCCUGUCUCCUUUUGGGCUCUGCCUACCACCACCCACCCUCCCUACCCCUUCUACCCUCUUGAUCCGAGGAGCUUAUAUGGCCUGGCCCCCCGGAGGGGCUUCCCCAGGUCCUGAACAGCCCUAGCCUUGCCUGCCUGUCCCUCAGCUGCCUCUGGAAGCAAAGUGCCUAUCAGCAGCAUUGCAUCCUCUGGGGCCCCUGGAGGGGUUGUGGACUAACAUUGGCCACCACCACUAAAGGAAUGUGCCAGAAUGCUGAACCUUCUUGUUAUCAGCGCUGUGACUGUGCCUUGAAUAAACAAGUCCUCCCAACCUCAGCCAGCCUGUGCCUCUGCAUCUGAAGCCGCCAGGCUCGGGUGCACACUUCACUGUGUAACUUUUUUUUUGCUGGGGCCAGAGCUGCCCUUUCUGGGUUCCUCUCAACCCCAAGGCCUCCCCUGGCCCUGUCCAGAUGGCAGAAGGCAAGCGUUGCCUGGCCUGCUGCAGAGGGGAGGUGCUGCUGUGCGGCAGGUGAGGACCUUCAGUGAGACCGCGAGUGACCUAGGCCAGGGCCUGGUGGAGGCCCAGAAAUAGUAGCAGAUGGGGCUUAGGGACAGGAAAGUCAAGGAGAGGGUGGGACGAGUCUCUGGGUUAGGAGCCCCAUAUUCCAGCUUUUACUCCAGCCAGCUGAGUGCUCCAGCACUGGUCAGCUCAUCCAGAAAGUAGGGGUAAUGAGGUAGAGCCGUAGCUCGGUGGUACAGCACUUUCCUGGCAUGCACGAGAGCCUGGGUUCAAUCCCCAGCAGCACAAAACAGAAAGAGGGUAGGGUGACAUGAGGGUGAUGCUCUGCCUUGUUACCAAAUGGAACGGAUUCCUCUGGGGUGGAGGACAGCUGUGUGUUAAGGAAGGAGAGGCCUCCUCCCCCACGGUCCCCCUGGAGGGACAGAGGAUGAGCCAGGGCAGCUGCUUGGGGACCACUGGACACCGCUACCCUUGCUCGGCCUUCCCUUUAAUCUUUCAUCAAGUUCCAUCAGUGGGGCAUGAGGACAGGGCCCAUCCUCCUGUGCCCUUGCCCCUCAGAACAAUUAUUUUCCGAGGCAAGCUGGAUGAGACCCACCAGGGCUGCUCAGGGGAGAGAGAGGUUGUAAGGUCCCCUUGCCUGGGCAGGAGGGGCACAGCCUACAGCCUGAGCCGGGUGGGCUUCUGGCUGCUACAGGAAAGGGGCCUCUCCCACGGUCCACAACUCAUCCCAAUAGCUGUCUCCUGGGGUCUUCUCCCAAAGGCCUGUAGACCCCAUCCGGGUCCCCCAGGUGGCAGGCGUUGGGCCAGUCCUUGGUUCAGCAGCAGGGACUUGGCUCAGGAAGAGACAGGCAUGAGAAGACAGACUGACAACAAAGCUGAAGCACCCAGGGUGGGUGGGGCAGGCUGACCCUCCCUCCACCCAGAGGGAAGGAGGGGCUGGAGCCUGCAAGUGUGCUGCCCUGCCGGGUGGGACCUGGGCAGGGCAAGGGGAGCUUGUGGCUCUGCAGGGCCUGGAUGCUGGCCACUCUCUGUGUCCAUGAGGAUCUUGGCAUGUCUGACCCAAGACACACAGGUCCCACCAGGCCUAGGAGGAAGCAGGAGGGUUGCUCCCUUGAGGCAGUUCCCAGCCCCCUCCCAAGGCCAUUGAGCUGGAGAGGCCUUCAGAAGCACCUCCUUGCUGUUCCAGCCUCAGGUUCCUAGGUCACUGUGUAGAAGGCCCAGGCUGGGCUGGGGUGUGGGAAGAAGCUCCUAGUUUGCCCAACUGAGCAUCUGACCGUCUUGACCUUGACAUCCUGCAGCCCAGCACCAUGCAAGCCUCAGCUUCUGGCGGUCCAUCCCAGCAGCAGAAGAGGCCCCCUGAGAAACCUCAACCCCUCUCAUUCUCAGACCCUAGCCCUGAAUAAGCUAAAGCUUCGGGAUGGUGUCUGGUCACCUCUAUUUACAGGUGACUGGUAUUCAAGGAGGAAAACAAUACCAGGCUCAGGUGUGACAGGGACUUCAAGGUGAGGCCUCAGCAUCUCUCCCAGCUCGCGCUCCUGAGUGACAAGUACCCAGCUUGGGUGAAGCUUCAGGUGUCGUGGUCUGUCACUGCAAGAUGUAUGUUUGGGCCAGAGAUCACACUCAGGCCCAGGGGCGCCUCUGCCUCCCUUGUCACCUUCGGCAACACUGUGAAGAAUCUUCUCUUGCUCCCUUCCAAACACAGAGCCCAAGAUAGCUUUCAUGACAGCCCGGUCAUUUCUGUGCCACUGAAGGCUCUGAGUGUGGUCAACAUGAAUCACAUGAUGAGAUGAGUGCUUUGAAGAAAGAACAAAGCAGCAUGAGGGCAGGGGAAUGACAGGCGGGUGUGGAUUCUCUGGAGGGUGCAGGAUGAGCUCCAUGGGGAUGAGAUACGGAGGAGUAGAGGGAGUGUGGGGAUAAACGUGAGACCCAAAGAACAGCCAGGCAAGCAGUGUGUAGAGCAUGGUGAGCAAGAGAAGGGACAAGGCAGGACUGAGGGCACCAGGACUUGUUAGGGUCCUUCAGGAUUCGGUCUUAUCCUUAUGAAAAGCUAUCGGAGGAUUCUGAGUACUAGGGUUACACCAUCCUCGUGUCGUUUUCAAAUUUUUAAGUUGUAAAAUACGUGUUAUGGUUUAGAUCUAAAACAGCCCCCAGUGGCUCAUGAGUUUGGAAGGUGACUGGAUUCUUGAGCAUUAUAUCUGACUUCUUAUUAGGAGUCAGGGUUUGGUCAGAAGAAGCAGACCACUGGGGUGUGACCUGGAAGGUAUAACUCCCUCCCGGAUCCUCCCUUCACAUUCUGCUUUCUGGCUGCCAUGAUGAGAGCAGUUUCUACUCCGCCAGGCCCCUCUGCCAUGCUCUCCUGCCUUGGAACCAGCCAACGAUGGACUAAAACCAUAAGCCAAAAUAAACUUGUCUUCCUUUAAUUUAUUGUUGUCAA